AUAAACUGAAGCAAACGGCCAAACAUAAAGGCAAGGACGUCUCACCAAUACAAUCCAUCUCCUUCCUUUGCCCUUUCCUCUCUCUCUCUCUCUCUCUCUCUCUCACGUGCCCUACAAAUUUUUGCCUUGCAAAUUGCAAUUAUAAAUUCAAUGCAAAACCAUUCUAAAAAAUCUUCUAUCUGAUGGCUGACGCUACUAGCGCGUAUUUGGCAAGUGUCCUCUAUGCUUGUACCUAUCACUGGUACCAGCUUAUUUUCUUCGUUCCUUCUCUCUGUUAAAAAGCUUCCUUUUCUCUGAUUAUUAUUAUAUUGGACAAAAAAUAUUGUAGUAAUUGUUGAAGGAAGAAUGAAGAGGUGAAAGCUAAGUGGGUCCGACGCGUAAUCCUGGAUUUUGGGGUGUGUGGAGGAGGGGGUUACAGAGGAGCAUUGUGCUUAGUGGAACCUGAUAAGCUCAAAAUUGGAGGAUAAUUAAGUGUUUGCAUUCUUGGGAAUCAGAUUGUGAUGAGAGAGUGGAUUUUGGUGCUUGGAUCCAUUGCUUCUGGUAAGAAAAAAAGUUGGUUUCCUGCUCUUUUAUUUAGUACUACUGUAUAUUAUUAAAGUUUUGUUCCUUUCCUCUGUAAGUGCUUUUAUAUUUAUUUGUAUUUAUGGGGAUAUUAUUUUUUUUCCUGGUUUGCGGGUCUGUCCUUGUAAAGUGGUACAAGAGAAGAAAAUUUGAUAUUUUUUCUUCUGUUCUAAUGAUUUCCUUUCGACAAUUUUAAGGUUCUUCUUUUAUAUUAAGGAUAGCUGGAGUUUUCGAGCUCGGGAGAUCCCAGAGAAGGAGUGAGGGAGUUUGAGUGAGUAUAGUUGAAUUGAAGUGAGGUGCUUGGACUGAUUGAAGCUGGAUUUAUAUUCUGCAAUUACAUCUUUCAAUGAGUUUGAGCAACUCCAUCAAUUUUCUUGAGCAUAUAUGUGAUUUGUUUUCUUUUUCUCUCUCUGGUUUUACUGUGUUAUGAUAUUGGAUGCUUGGAUGAGUUACAAUCUAUCUUUCGAUACCUUUCUGAAAAUGUAAUCUAUGAGUUCUUUCUCUUCCUGUUCAUUUUGCUUAAGAUUUGAUAUGAUUCCAAUAUGCAAUUUACUUAUUUCCGUAUGAGUAAAAUCACAAUUAGGAGAUUAACUUCUUCUUUCUUGAAUAACUUCGAUUCCGAUUUCUACUUGGUAAUUUUGGCAUUUUUUGUAUUGCCUUAAUUUCUUAUUUCAGAUAAUAAACAAAAUAAAGUAAAAUCAAGAGCCGAAAGUACUUUGUUGAUUAUUUGCUUCGUUUGAGCCCAAUAUGGAUGCUUGUGCUCUGCCUUUUUCAAUGUUAUCGCCAUCAUGUUUUUUGACAACUAGUGUUGAUCUCUCUCUCUCUCUCUCUCUCUCUCUCUCUCUCUCUCUCUCUCUUUAAUUGAUGCAACUCUAUGUGAUUCUGAUGUGAAAUACACAUGCCUCUUUUUGCAAUUAUUAAUGCUAACCAGUCAUUUUCCUUUUCAAAUUACUUUGAGAUACAAGUUGGAGAUUUAUCUAAUAUGGUUGCUUCGUAUUCAUAUUAUUUAGUUGGAGACAGAAGAUGGAAAGCAAAGUUGUCUGCCAUUAGUAUGCUUUAUAAUUAUUAGAAAGGGGUUUCAUGAUGGAAGAUACAUUUUCUGAUGCUCAGAAAGGUGGCCAUGCUGGAGAGGGUUCAUCAUCAAAUAACUCCAACAAGGAUGGACGAUUAUCAGGUGACAAUGAUUUGAAUUGUUCAGAAUCAAAAUCAAAAAGUUUAGUGAGAAGGAAAAAUUCACAACACACUCUGAUUUUGAAAGUAAAGCAAUCACAACGCAGCAGAAGUUACAUUAAGGAUUCUUUUCUUCGAAGCAUUUGUGUCUUGGAGAGUUGGAUCCCAAGGCAUGCGGUAACCAUAGACGAGAAAUAUCUUCAUCAUUGCCUAGAAUUAAUUCACAUUAGUGCUUCAAAAGCAGCUCCUCGCAAUAACUCCCUAAAUUUGGAAUGGGGAGAAAUGGACAUUUUGUCUGAUGGCUUGAGUCCAGCUAAAAUUAAGAGUGGAAAUACAUGUGAUUUCCCUAGGUUUCAUUUUGACUAUCCAUUGGCACCUGGGAAUGAGAGUGUGGUUAUUGGUCCAGCAGGACACUGUAUUGUUGGUUCUAUCAUGGGUAGUAAUAGUAUGGCAAAUAUACUUAACAGCCCGUUGUUUCACAAAUAUGGUGCAUAUGAUGGUGAUGCCAAUUUUGAGAAAAUGAGUUUCAGUGAUGUUGACGGAUCUACAUGUUACGAUUACAUGAACUCUCCAAGUGUGUCGAGUAAUUGUUCAUCAAACAACCUAUACAAGGAAGCAUCAGUUCCAGGAAACCAUAAAUAUAAAUCUGAGACUCUGCAUGAAAGGUUUGCUUUUGUGUCAAGUGCAAACUUUACAUGUUCUGAUCAGUCUUUUUCAUCUCUCUCUGCCACUGUUACUCAAGGCAUGCUUCAAUGCACAUGGAACGGUGAGAGCCCCCAUUUUUUUUUCUCCCUGGAUGAUCAAAAGAUGGUUUAUCUGGCCAACUUGUGGAAGGUUGAAUCAGCAGAAGAUAAAGCUUUGGACUAUACAUAUCUAUUCCAUUUAAGGAUGGGUGGCCAAAAGGAACAUGGGAUUUAUGAUAGUGACUCUCAUCUUGUAGGUAAGAUGAAGGUAUCGACUUCUUUUACCAUGUGCCCAAACAAAUCUAGAAUCAUGGAGAGAGAGUUUGUUUUAUUUGGUGCUAAUGAAAAUCUUUUGCGAAUGCAAACUUCAAGCCAUGACCUCAAAAAGAAUAAGGGAUUGUCAAAGAAGGUGGCAGAAGUGUUCCGGACCAGUCACUCAAUGAAGAAGAGAACUACCUCCAGAUUUAGUGGAUCAAGUGCCAUACCGGAGAGUUUUUCUUGGGAGCCCUUUCAAGAUACAGAUAAUAAUAUUGAUGCACUUUGUGGGGCCAAUUUUUUAGAGAAUCAUCUUCCACCAAAUCUUGAAUUAGCUGCCAUUGUUGUGAAGGACUAUGUUCCACCAAAUCUUCAAGAUAAGGUUGGAGGAUGGGGCUUGAAAUUUCUCAAGAAAUCAAGUCCAAAACAAACAGAUGAUCUCAGGGAAUCCUCACAACCUCCUGGUUGUUGUGUGCGAGAUACUGGUGACUGUUCAACAGGUAUGAAUGUUCUUAUUCCAGCUGGUCUUCACGGUGGUCCAAGGACCGGAAAUGGUGGUCCUUCCAGUCUCAUUGAAAGAUGGAGAUCAGGUGGAUGUUGUGACUGUGAUGGCUGGGACCUAGGGUGCCCAUUAACAGUACUUACGAACAGAUUGAGUAAAAAAGAGCUAUCUCCCCAAGCAGACAUGCAGGGAGAGUGCAAAUUAGUUGAUUUGAUCAUGCAGGGUUCAGAGAACAGUGCUCCCCCCUUGAGGAUGGUGAAUGUCCAUAAUGGCUUGUAUUUUGUUAAUUUUCAGUCAACACUUUCAGCGUUGCAGUCUUUCUCAAUUGCAGUGGCAUUUAUUCAUUCCCAAAGUCCUGCUUUCCGACCCCAAAAUGUACAGGAGUUCAAGUAGCAAGAUUCAGAUUGGUUUUAUGUAGUUAUUGUAACCCCCUUACUGUAUUACAGCACUUUGUAAGCCGAUAUUUAAGUAUUUAUACACAAAUUUAGAUUUUUUUUUCA
This is a messenger RNA of Hevea brasiliensis (rubber tree), 3671 nucleotides long. RefSeq lists its product as uncharacterized. The record is from RefSeq and is a predicted model, not a curated record. The transcript is spliced from 3 exons. NCBI's taxonomy places the organism in Eukaryota, Viridiplantae, Streptophyta, Magnoliopsida, Malpighiales, Euphorbiaceae. The coding region runs from base 1642 to 3564 and encodes 640 amino acids.